AUGGGUAUUCCGAUGUGGCGCGAGCCUAUCCAGGCCGACAACCUCAAAACUGCCCGGGAUAAGGAUCCCUCGGCCGCUGCGCGGUCCGCGAUUCGCCGCCAACCCACCAUCCGCCGCCCGUCACGCCACGGCUCCUCUCGCGCGCGUGGCACCGGUGUCAUGUCAUCUUUCCAUUCUCAGAUUCUCGAUGAGAUUCAGCGCGGCGUCGCUGAGCCCCAGCGAGGUGUGCGCUCCCCCGUACUGAACCUAGGCGUCAGUGAAGAUGGAGUGAAUCUGGAUCAGAUUCGCUUGGAUGCUUUGAAUCAGCGCCGCACGCGCGCGAGUGACAACCGACGGCCAGAACCGUUGACCCGUAGCAACCAAAUCACUCGCGCUGCCGAUCCUCCGUUUCCCAUUCGUGACCCUGACACACCUCCCCCAUAUCGCAUAAAUGGGGAUUUGUCACCUUUCACGCCGAACUUUGCUCCCGCCACUGGCUACCAUCAGUCGUCCUCGCGGCCGACCCGUCUCCCGAUCCCACGCCUCCCGAAUUCACGUCACAUGGAGAGCCGCAAUCACGAUCUUCCCUCUUACAUCCCUUCUGUCCUGCUCCGAGACUACCGCAAUGGCAGCGGUCCGAACCGAUCUCACCGUGAAACUGCCAUCGACGGACUUGGUGACCGCCAGCGGAGCCUGAGCCCGGAUGCUGAGCGAGAAACUGACGCAUGGGAGACCUUGCUUUCGACUAUCACUCCGGACACGACUCUUCCUUCUACUGACACCUCCUUUUCAUCUACAUCUGCGUCCGCAACUGACCCUUCUCGCAACCAAACUUCUCACACCUCUGGUGCCUCUUGGCAGACGCAGCCAUCUCGCGCUGCUCACCUCGCCCUCGAUCCCUACCCUGAUUACCUGAACCCAUGCGACUACUCCUCGGACGAUGAGGAUACCCCCGUCAACUACCACAGGGUGUUGGGAUCAUCGAGUCUCCCGCUCUCUCUUCGUCGCUCGCCGGGCAUUCACUCGACCAUGAGCAACCACCCUCCUAUCCCUACGAUCUCCUUCUCCUUCUCGGACUCUGGCGAGUCGGAUCUCCAGCAGAUGCAGGCCAUUCUGGACCGACUUGCUCGCCGGGAGGAUAUUCCCGAUGACUGGUGGGCUGGCGCUGGCCUCUCGCGCACUAUGGGUCGUGGCUUGAGCACUAGUGCCGAGGGCAAUGAGAACAACCGCACCGAGUGA
Molecule: messenger RNA, 1218 nt
Organism: Penicillium cinerascens
Lineage: Eukaryota; Fungi; Ascomycota; Eurotiomycetes; Eurotiales; Aspergillaceae
Exons: 2
Coding region: 1-1218 (405 amino acids)
Source: RefSeq, a predicted model, not a curated record